Molecule: messenger RNA, 930 nt
Organism: Cyclocybe aegerita
Lineage: Eukaryota; Fungi; Basidiomycota; Agaricomycetes; Agaricales; Hemipholiotaceae
Source: the annotation of a GenBank genome assembly
AUGUCGUCUUCGUCAUCAUCACCUCUUCUCUCUACUGCUCGCUCCUCCAUACUCAAGGCAGCGUCGAUGCUGUCCUACCACGCCUACACCAUUUUCCUCUUCUCCAAGUCGGACAUUAAGACGACUUUGAUCCCUGUGAGCUUCUUUGCACUGGGAGCCGCCCCCCUCUCUCCGACGCGCAGUCUCUCCCAUGCUCUCCAGUCCAUAUUAUGGAUCUACCUCCACGUUUUCCACUUCAACCUCUGCAACCAAGUCCGCGAUCCGAUGGAAGACAAGCGGAAUAAGCCUUGGCGGCCUUUGCCGUCGGGACGUAUCACCCUGGCCAACGCCAUCCGACUCAAGCGGAUAGCUAUUACCGCUUGCCUUCUCCUCUCCCUCUGCUACAGCCCAAUCGUGUUUUACUCAAGCGCGUUCUUCGCUGCACUCGUACCCAUGUACCAUGAAUUACACGGCGACCAACACUGGCUCUCGAAGAACCUCAUGAACGCUGUGGGGUAUGCGUGCUUUGCUAUUGGUUCAACGUUGAUCGCAUCCGCUGAUCGAUACAAGCUCGACUUUGUUAGCUCAUUAUCCAUUUUUGUCAUUUCGUCCAUUCUGGCCACAACGAUCCAAGCUCAAGAUUUCCAAGACGUCGAAGGCGACGCGGAGGUCGGACGGAAAACGCUGCCUAUCGUCUUCCCAAACCUGUCACGCUACACUCCUCUAAUAUCUCUAUUGCUGUGGUCCCUGUACCUCACUAUCAUCUGGGAAAUCAGCCUUCCGUCCAGCAUAGCGUUUACCUGCCUUGCCCUAAUCGUCGGGGUACGGUAUUACUUCUGGCGAUCGGUCAAGGACGACGAAUGGUCGUAUUUUUUGUAUAACAUUUGGCUUGCUAUUGCGUUCUCGAUGCCAGGAUACUGGCGCAUGUACAAGGAAUCUGCCGCCCUCUAA